AUGCCUACAAUAGAUUCAAUUGAAAUUGCAUCAAAAGAACUUGAGACCAUCUUGACAAGUUAUAUGCAAAAGAAGAUAAAUGGUACUCUAGGUGAUUAUGAUGCUGACGAGUACGAGCAAAUCCAAAAUUGUCUUGACAGACUAAAAGAUCUUCAAGCCAAUUCAUACAUUUCUAUGCGAGACAGUAAACAAUCAACAUCAGAUGCUAAAGAUCAUAUGGAUAAAAAGCAAGUUGAAUUACAAGACGUCAUGUAUGAAAAGAGACAUAUUCUUGAAGAAAUCGUUCAAUGUCGUGAAUUUAGAUCUGUAUACCAGGAUGUUGAACUUAUACCAAUAGAAGAGUUUCAGUCAAAAGCAGGACCAGAAUAUCUUAUUGAUUCAGAUAAUCCUCACCAAUUGAUGAUCAAUCGAUUAAAAUAUGAACUUGUUGUGCGAGCAGAGCUAAAAGAACAAAAAGAGGUACUUGAACAAAGAAAGGUACAGCUGAUAAAAGAGAAUAUCAAGGUGCAAAGAAAAGUGGAUCAGUUUGAUAAACUACUGGAUGAUUUUGUUGAGUCUACUGGUCCUGUUGUCGAAGCUUUGACGGCAGAAGAAAAAGUAAACAUGGUUACGGAACAAGAACCGACUGUGGAAACUGUAGAUGCAAUGGAUACAACAGGAUAA
This is a messenger RNA of Rhizopus microsporus ATCC 52813, 663 nucleotides long. RefSeq lists its product as uncharacterized. NCBI's taxonomy places the organism in Eukaryota, Fungi, Mucoromycota, Mucoromycetes, Mucorales, Rhizopodaceae. The record is from RefSeq and is a predicted model, not a curated record. Gene Ontology annotation, biological process: mRNA export from nucleus; positive regulation of DNA-templated transcription, elongation. Gene Ontology annotation, cellular component: THO complex part of transcription export complex. The transcript is spliced from 5 exons. Gene Ontology annotation, molecular function: mRNA binding. Bases 1 to 663 code for a protein of 220 amino acids.